AUGCUCUCCUUCAGCCGCAUCUCCGUCCUCGCUGCUCUCGCCUUCGGCGCUUUCACGUCUGCGGCCCCCGCCAUCGCCGACACCAACGCGGCGACCAACGUCAACGCGAUCCCCUCGGUUCCCGUUGUUCCCACCGUGUCCGGGGUUAACGGCAUUGCUCGCCGUGACCAGAAGAACGUCGUCGAGAUCAUUAACGAGACGCACACGACGAUUACGCAGUACACGUACCAGCUCCAGUUCGUGACCGCCGACAACGCGACGUUCGAGGCGCUUGAGCCCAUUGUUGUCAACAUCAAGGGUGCGAUUGGGUCUGCUUUGACCGAGAUCAACGCCCUCGUUGGCCAGACUCAGGAUGUCAUCCUCGGCGUCGAGGGUGGUGCGCUCCUCACCGUUGAUGAGGUUGCGUCCGCCGUCGUCGGCCUUAUCGAGCUUGUUCUCGAGGCUGUCUCCGCUGUGCUCGCUGUCGUCUCGUCCGAUGCGUCCGAGUGCGUGACUGCUCUGCUUGGUUCCCUUGUCGAGGUUCUCGGUUGCCUGAUCUGCGCGAUCGUCAUGCUCGUCAACGGCCUCCUCGGUGGCGUGAUCUCUCUUGUGGUCAGCCUCCUCGGCGACGUUGUCGGUGUGCUUUCGACCCUCAAGGUCACUGUCCUCGUCAGCAUCCUCGGUAUCACCCUUUAA
Rhodofomes roseus is the source of this 675-nucleotide messenger RNA. RefSeq lists its product as uncharacterized. The record is from RefSeq and is a predicted model, not a curated record. NCBI's taxonomy places the organism in Eukaryota, Fungi, Basidiomycota, Agaricomycetes, Polyporales, Fomitopsidaceae. The coding region runs from base 1 to 675 and encodes 224 amino acids. The transcript is spliced from 4 exons.